Messenger RNA from Mytilus californianus (California mussel), 3999 nucleotides. Its product is annotated as ankyrin-2-like. Gene Ontology annotation, biological process: innate immune response; monoatomic ion transport. Lineage: Eukaryota; Metazoa; Mollusca; Bivalvia; Mytilida; Mytilidae. Bases 1 to 3999 code for a protein of 1332 amino acids. The record is from RefSeq and is a predicted model, not a curated record. The transcript is spliced from 5 exons. Gene Ontology annotation, molecular function: extracellular ligand-gated monoatomic ion channel activity; protein binding. Gene Ontology annotation, cellular component: cytoplasm; membrane.
AUGAAUUGGACGGACCCAUCAUUAACGUGGAACCCAAAAAACUAUGGAAAUACGGAUAUUUUACGUGUCCCCUCUGCUGACAUUUGGAUCCCAUGGGUUUAUGUUCUUAAUAGUGUAGAUGCCUUUGAACCAAUUGGAAAGGACGCAACUUUUCUCGCUACGAUUUGUUCGAAUGGAAGUGUGACAGAUGCACCCGGAGCAAUUAUAAAAUCAAACUGUCCCACGGAUAUGUCCAAAUUCCCAUUUGAUGUUCAAACAUGCACACUAAAAUUCAUUAUGUGGAGUGCCGGGCCUGCUUUCAAGCUUACAUCUAACUCGGAUGAACUUUUGAUGGACUUCUUUACCCCAAACGCGCAUUGGAACCUUGUGAAUCAUAAAGCAUACAUUGUCCAAGAUAAGGGAAUGUAUACAUACAACAUAGAUGUAUGUAUACAGAGGAAACCUCUAUACUUCACCAUCAUUAUAAUUUUACCUAUACUGUUAUUAUGUUUACUGAAUCCGUUAGUAUUUACAUUUCCAAUAGAAUCUGGCGAAAGGAUGGGACUUGCGAUCACGAUUUUUAUGAGAAUUGGUGGAAAGGAGAAUCCUGCUGUUAUAGAAAUUAGAUUGAGUCCUGUCCUGCUAAAACAAGUUAAAAAGAUUCUUGACCAUUUACAAGAACAAGACGAGAAAGAAACUGAACAGGAGGAAGUUAUCCCAAGGAAUAUAAGAGAGCAGAUAAAAGAACAAUUAGAAGACUGGGAAAAGAAAGAUAAGAUGUUUGUCUCUACCAGAGCCAGUAAUUAUGUCAUGGAAUGUGUACAGGACAACAAUUGUGUGACUUUAACUGCCCCAGCAGGAGUUGGAAAAUCUUUUAUCUGUAGACAUACAGCACUUGUUUUACAGAAGAAAGGAUACAAAAUAAUACUGGUGUAUGCCCCAACAGAUAUAAGAGAUUAUUAUCAGCCUGGUAAACAGACAGUCUUCAUUGUAGAUGAUAUUUGUGGAAAUUACACUGCUAACCAACAACAGAUUGAUAACUGGAAACAACUGUUACCUGUGAUUAACAAGAUUAUUGCAGACAAAUGUUGUAAGAUUAUUGUAUCUUGUAGGUUACAAGUUUAUAAGGAUGAGAAGUUUAAGAUAUUACCACCAUUUAAAUCUUGUGAAUGUAACUUGAUAUCAGAUGAAUUAUGUCUUACAUCUGAUGAGAAAACAACUAUAGCAAAAACAUAUAUUAGUACAAAUGUAAAAGAUAUUGAUGAUUUAUCGCAAAAUAGUGAUUUUUUUCCACUUUUAUGCUCCUUAUAUGUUGAAACAAAGAAUUCAGAUAUGAAAGAAUUUUUCAGAAAUCCAUUUGUUGUCUAUAAAGAUGAGCUAGACAAGUUAAGUGAGGCUGGCGAUGAAGGGAACUAUAAAAUAUGUAGUCUUGCUUUAUGUGUUCUCUUUAAUAAUCAGCUAGAAGAAAAAUGGUUUCAGGGUAAAGUAACUGAUGAACAACGACAGAUCAUAAAUGACACAUGUGAGGCUUGUGAAUUCAUUGGUAUACCAAAGGCAAAACUAAAGAAAGCACUUGACACCCUAGAUGGUACAUUUAUAUGUAAACAGAAUGGUAUUUAUAGAACUGUACAUGAUAAACUGUUUGACUUCCUUGCUCAUUACUUUGGUCAGAAAAUGAUUGAAUGUUUAAUAGAUCAUGGUGAUAGUGGUUUACUGCAUGAACGCUUUAUGUGGAGAAAAUCACCAGAUGACAUGGACAGUAACAUAGACUUCAUCAUUGAAAUAAAAGAUGAUGAUUUAAAAUCAUAUUUAGAAAGGUUUAUUAAGGACUGGUCAGCAGGAAAGGUGUCAGAUGUGUUUGAUAACACUAAUAUGAAGGUAUCAUCAUUCAGACAACAGUUAUUACAGUACUUAUUACAACUGGACAAAUCACAACAAGUAACAUUAGCCCACACCAGGGAUACAGUGAGACCAAAGGAGGAGUUUGGAUCAGGUAAUACUCCACUAAUAGAUACUUGUUAUGAAGGUUAUCAUGAUAUGGUACAGUGGAUACUACAUAAUGAUGUGGAUGCGAAUAAGUGUAAAGAUGAUGGGAAUACUGGACUGAUCAUGGCAAGUCAGGAAGGACAUACUGAAAUAGUAAAGUUACUAUUAGAGAUGAAUCCUAAUGUUGAUCUAUGUAGCAACAAUGGCUGGAGUCCUCUGAAUACAGCAAGUCAGGAAGGACAUACUGACAUAGUAAAGUUACUAUUAGAGAAGAAUCCUAAUGUUGAUCUAUGUAACAACAAUGGCUGGAGUCCUCUGAAUAAAGCAAGUCUGAAAGGACAUACUGAAAUAGUAAAGUUACUAUUAGAGAAGAAUCCUAAUGUUGAUCUAUGUAACAAUAAUGGCUGGAGUCCUCUGUAUACAGCAAGUGAUGAAGGACAUACUGAAAUAGUAAAGUUACUAUUAGAGAAGAAUCCUAAUGUUGAUCUAUGUAACAAUAAUGGCUGGAGUCCUCUGAAUACAGCAAGUAAUGAAGGACAUACUGAUAUAGUAAAGUUACUAUUAGAGAAGAAUCCUAAUGUUGAUCUAUGUAACAACAAUGGCUGGAGUCCUCUGAAUAAAGCAAGUAAUGAAGGACAUACUGAAAUAGUAAAGUUACUAUUAGAGAAGAAUCCUAAUGUUGAUCUAUGUAACAAUGAUGGCUGGAGUCCUCUGAAUACAGCAAGUCUGAAAGGACAUACUGAAUUGGUAAAGUUACUAUUAGAGAAGAAUCCUAAUGUUGAUCUAUGUAACAAUGAUGGCUGGAGUCCUCUGAAUACAGCAAGUCUGAAAGGACAUACUGAAAUAGUAAAGUUACUAUUAGAGAAGAAUCCUAAUGUUGAUCUAUGUAACAACAAUUGCUGGAGUCCUCUGAAUACAGCAAGUAAUGAAGGACAUACUGAAAUAGUAAAGUUACUAUUAGAGAAGAAUCCUAAUGUUGAUCUAUGUAACAAUGAUGGCUGGAGUCCUCUGAAUACAGCAAGUGAUGAAGGACAUACUGAAAUAGUAAAGUUACUAUUAGAGAAGAAUCCUAAUGUUGAUCUAUGUAACAACAAUGGCUGGAGUCCUCUGAAUACAGCAAGUCAGGAAGGACAUACUGACAUAGUAAAGUUACUAUUAGAGAAGAAUCCUAAUGUUGAUCUAUGUAACAACAAUGGCUGGAGUCCUCUGAAUAAAGCAAGUAAUGAAGGACAUACUGAAAUAGUAAAGUUACUAUUAGAGAAGAAUCCUAAUGUUGAUCUAUGUAACAAUGAUGGCUGGAGUCCUCUGAAUACAGCAAGUCUGAAAGGACAUACUGACAUAGUAAAGUUACUAUUAGAGAAGAAUCCUAAUGUUGAUCUAUGUAACAACAAUGGCUUUACACCAUUGAUCUCCUCGUGUAUCAAUAACCACACCAGUAUAGUCCAGCUAUUAAUUAAACAUAAACCAAACAUUAAUGCCCAGACCUAUGAUGGUGGUAAUGCUUUAUAUUUCAGUGCAUUUAAUGGAAACCUAGAGAUAACACAGUUACUGUUAGAGAACAAUGCUGACUGUAAUAUCUGUAUCCAUAGUAAACAGUCUAUAUUAGAUAUAUUAAAUAACCAUCCAAGUAAAACAUUGGACGAAGUAAAAAAAGAAUUAUUUGAUAGCCUGGUAAAGAAUACAUCUUCACAUGUAACAGAUUAUGUCAGUAAGAAGUCAGUAGAUUAUGCCUUUGAUGUAGUAGCUGGUUCUUCUCCUUUACACAUAGCCAGUUAUAAGGGUAGGACAGAUGUAGUCAAUUGUCUUCUUGACCACAAUGCUAACAUCAACAUGACAAAAGAAGAUGGAACAACACCAUUAUUUUAUGCAUGUGAAGUAGGACAUGAGGAUAUUGUACGUUUAUUGUUAGAUAAAGGUGCAGAUACACAGAUAUGUAGACUUGAUGGGAAAUCCCCUUUAAAGAUUGCAACAGAUAAUGGACAUACAUCUAUAGUAAUGAUGGUUCUAAAUUGUAUUGAUUAUGACAUACCAUAA